This is a messenger RNA of Amoebophrya sp. A120, 1711 nucleotides long. Lineage: Eukaryota; Dinophyceae; Syndiniales; Amoebophryaceae. The record is from the annotation of a GenBank genome assembly.
AACAAGAGGAACGAUAAAUGCUAUGCCCACAGAACAAAUGUACUUUGGAGGUGUUUGUUCAGGCGUAUAAAAAUCGCAAGUUUUUUUAGCAACGAACAUUGAUGGGUGUGUUGGCGACUUUCGCACACGAUGGUGGCCAUGAUCAAGGGCUGCACUUGUUAUCCGCUUCAAGCGUUCACGAUCUCGGUCGUGUCGACGCAGACGGGCACAGCAGCACGGUGUUCCGGGGACACAGAGCGCACUGGCACAGCUACGAACUACCAGACCCAUGGAUUGGCUCUCUCCACGACGGCGCGACGGGCGCAGUCGGCAUGUCGAGGAGUAAAGGUCCUCGUCGCGCCAGCAGGGCUGCGACUUCCUUCGUGUACUGCCCGACGUGCGAUCAGGCCAAAAUCGACGCACCGCACGACAUGCCGAUGCCUGGGUGCCUGGAAAAGGGCGAGAUUUGCCAGGGCGCAGAGUUGCCGGCGGCGAAAAAGUUCAUUCGUGGCAUCCACGACACGAUUGGAACCGCGCUCUUCGACGCGGCAAAAGCGCGGGGGCUGUUCGAGCGUCGGGCUUGCGAUUUCAAGAUUGCUGAGUCGCGCGGCCUCACGGCCAUGAUGGAAGAGUACGGGAAGGACGGGCGGAAGGGACCCGGGGGAAGCUACAUAUGGUACUUACUACGGUAGGGUAGAACAGGAAUAGAUUUAAGUCUUUUCGUGGAACUGCAGAGCUUCAUAUUUUGCAAGGAAGCGUAUCGUGCCUUGCCGGACCUUGUCAUGGAUCGAUCGUCUGUUCUUGACGCAAACCCAAACCUCUUAUAUCUCCUCCAGGUACCUCCUUCAGUAUCGACGGUCACUGGAAACGCUGCAGAAGUCCUGCGAGAAAUCCCACUCGUGCGCGCAGCUGGUGAACCAGCUUCAGGAGAAGGAGGAGCUUCGGCCCGGGGGGCGUUCGGAACUGCCGAUCAAGUUCCACCUCUGGAACGAGAUGUCAAAGGGCUGCGAUUUCUUUGACAAGAAGCGCCCGGUGCCCAACGACCAGGAAGCGUGGUGUAACCCGGCGGGACAGGACUGCGAGGUGAAAAGCUGUCGGCAGUGGUGGCGGAAACAGCACCCGAUGACUACGACCGCGGGCAAACUUGGUUGGCAGGACGACCACCCGGUGUACGGGCUGUUCCAAAAGUUUUGCCGGUAUCUCCGGAAGACCGAGCGGAUUGCGAAGCCGCUGGCGGAGCAGUGGGAGCAGGAGAAACAGAUCGAAACCGCGGAAAAAGCACGGGAGGCCCAAUGUAACCCCGCACGCAUCCUCGGGUUUUGCGAGGACCCGACCGAAGCGGGCAGCACUGCAAAAGUGAUGUGCAAGCUCCAGGGUGGCGGGUUCUGUCCAAACGGGAAGGUGGUGCCCGGAGGCAAGAUGGCGAUGGAUACGACGCUUUUUGGAAAAUGAUAAUUGAUUGUUGCGUGCAAACACUUGUUACGUAAUGUCGCUUCUGGACGAUAAAAAUAUGGUGUGACAAAGGAAGUCGAGCCUGCCUUGUUUCGAAAUGUAUGAUUUUUCCACAGAAAGCUGGUCGACCAAUGAACGAAACGUAGCAUGGGCACAUCAAGUCCCAGCAAUCCGAUUGUUGUGCCCGCGUCUGUAGGAAAGAGAACACGUUUCCGCUAUCGAACGAAAAAACAAAAUUUGUAUGUAUCACGGGGGCAUAGUAUAGGAGUUAUCAUUUGAG